GGAAAGGGUCAAAAAAAAAAAAAAAAAAGACGCGGAGCAGCCCAAAGGGGAAACCAGCGUCCGUGCGAAACCUCGAGCCGGCCGAGGCAGACAAGGGCAGGGGAGGACAGCGAAGAGAGAGAGAGAGAGAGGGGAGACCGGGGGGCAAGCCUGGGAGGGGCCGAGGAGGCCCGCUUACGAAUCUCGCGAUCCCCAAUCCGGAAGCCUCGAUUCGCCGAUCCGGGCUCGGCCGGGGAGAGAGGGAUCCCGCCGAUCGGGGGGCGCUCGUGCUGCACCGAUUCGAGCUCGCUCCCUGCUCUGCCCGCGCGGGGUGCGUUCCUGCGGAGGUCCGCGCCGGGCCGGUAGCUGCUGCGUGCUGCCUGGUGGCUGCUGCUAGGUAGGUGGUUAGGCGGCGGCAGGAGGAUGCGGGCGGCGGCCGCGUAGCGCCAGCGCAGGCGCAGCAGCCCCGGCAUGGGCGACGACGCCGAGCUCGAGGAGGGGGAGGCCUGCGCCUGCGGGGACGACACCGCCUUCGUCGACCCCGAUGUCGCGCUCUCUUACAUUGACGAAAAGCUUCAAGACAUACUUGGCCAUUUCCAGAAGGACUUCGAAGGAGGCGUUUCUGCAGAUAAUCUAGGGUCAAAAUUUGGUGCAUAUGGUUCAUUUUUGCCUACGUACCAGCGCUCUCCUCUUCCUCAAACUAGAAGUCCCCCUAAGGCAGGAAAUAUUACCUCAAAAUCUCCCUUUCACCAGUCGAAUGAGGACUUGUCUCAGAAACCUCCAGCUGUGGCAGUUUCAUCUACCCCCCAAAGUAAUGGUCCUGUGGUGCCUUUUUCUGGUGAUUCAAUUAAAAAGGAAAUACGCCCAUCCACAAAGUCUGAAAGGGGUUCCGUCUCCCAUGAUUCAUAUGGGCCAUCAAAAUGUAGUGACCAAAACAGACUUAAAGUCCGGAUAAAGGUUGGCUCUGAUAAUGUUUUGGCAAGAAAUAAUGCAGCUAUCUACAGUGGCCUGGGCCUUGAUAUUUCUUCACCUUCAUCAAACGAGGAUAGCCCUGAUGGCCGUGGGAGCCUGUCCCCUGAAGUUAACAAUGUGCCACAUGAAUCUCCACAAACCAUUCUUCAGAUCAUGACAUGCUUUUCAGUUCCUGGAGGCUUCCUGUUAUCCCCUCUACCAGCCAAUAUCUUGCAGUUGACAAAAAAGGUCGUGUCUUCAUCAAAGAAGUGGGAAUCAAAUGUGGAUGUAGAAAAUGUACAAGAAUCAUAUGAAGGCCAUGUGGCUAAAAGGGUGAAAUCUGAUGGUAACAAAAAGAGGCUGAUAGAUGCAAAAAAUUCAAAGAACAAAAAUGAUAUUAGUGCAGUUAUGAAAAAGGAGAUUGAUAUGGAAUUAGUUGCUGGUCAAAAGAUAGUAUCUGAAGCUCUUAAAAUAUCAUUGCUGUCUGACCCCAGAGCUAUGGAUGCAAAAGGUGAGAAUCGUCUUGAAGAGGAGCCAGCAGAAAACAACUUGGUUGGAAUUAGAGAUGCUCGAUUGAAAGAGCGGUGCACCAAGACUGACUCCAUGACAGUCAAAGUGGAACCUGCCAAAGCAGAGGUGAUGGAAUGUUUAGAGAACAGUAGUUUUGGCAGUUCAGAAAUGGAUCUUUCAGCAGUGAAAGGGAAAUCAAAACCCAAGACAGAAAAGGGUGAGGCAACUUUAGAAGAUAGGAAUACAACUAAUGACAAAGACCUAAUAUCAGAUAGGAAGCAAAAAAAGAAAAUAAAAUCUGGGAGUAAAUAUAAUGCCUCUAACUUUGAAGGUAGCAUUAGCAAUGUUAUAAACGAAGGAGCUUCAGCUGUUUUCCACAUGGGAAAAAUUUCUGGUCUAGAAGCUUUGCCUUAUGACACAAAUGGGGAAAAUAAUUCCAAGAGUGAGGUCAAAAAAAUGCAGAGAGAACAAAAGGCCAAUGUUUCGACGUCUUCUGAUUUCCUGGAGGAGGAGAAACACAUUCAUUCUUCUGCUGCAGUUAAGGAGAGAAGUGACAUGCAAUCAAAACCUAUCCAUACUGGAAAGAAACCCAAAGCAAAAUCACAUAGAGAUGUUAGGGACAACAAUUUUCCUGAAGGAUCUUAUGGAAGCAAGGAACAGGAUUCAUUGGAGAAUAAAAGUGCCUUUGGAGAUCCCCGGCCAAAGGAAAAACCAUGGAAGUUUGACAGCGAGGACUCUGAUGCACCUGGGAUCUCGAGGAAGGAUAGUUCUUAUGUAAAGCUUGACAAACACCUGGCUACUGAGGAGCAGAAGAUGCAUAUACUUCCACCUGCCACUGCUUCAACUGCGAAUGCAGCUUUUAUACAUGCAGCCCCAGUCGUAAUAGAGGAACAUUGGGUGUGCUGUGACAUAUGCCAGAAAUGGCGUCUCCUACCUUAUGAAAUGAAUCCUUCAGAUCUUCCUAAGAAGUGGAAAUGUAGCAUGCUACAGUGGCUACCUGGGAUGAAUAGGUGUGAGAUUAGUGAAGAGGAGACUACAAAUGCUCUGAAUGCACUGUAUGUCCCUGCCCCUGCAAAUGGUAUUCCUUCAGUUGGCCUUCCUCAUGUUGCUUCAUCAGGACUAGUAACAUCCAGCACUCCCAAUAUGAAUGGACAUAUUGAGCAGAGUAGGAAAAGAAAGAAUGUUCUAAGUGAUGGAAAUUUUGUGGCUGAGGGUUCUCACCAAACACAGGGUUCAGGUCAUCCAAUGAGCAACCAACAUGCUCCCAAUAAAAGUAAAACUCAUACUGAUGGUAUCCAGUAUCCUAUUGAUAGAGAUUCUGUAAGCAAAUCAGUUGACCCAACAAUUAAAAAGCAAAGGUCCAAAAGCAAACAUCACAGUAGCUAUUCUGAUGGAGUAGAUCUUGUUGAAAGACCUAAGAAGCAUUCUAAAGUAAAAAGCAAGAGAGACUUGGAUCGUGAUGAAUACAAAGCUUCUAAAAAAAUCAGGAAAGAAGAGCGCCAUUUUGAUAGAGAUCGGAACCUUGGAUCCGGUUUAGCUAGUCGUGAUGUUCCCGAUGAGGCCAAGGCUUUUCCUGUGAAGUCAGUAACGUCAAAGGGUUCAGGUGAAAGGAGUGAUCUUUCUUCAUCAAAGCAAAAAAAUGUCUCACAUCAUAACCAUUUGGAAAAUUCCAAGAAAGCAAGGCAAGAUUAUGUAGGUUUUCCUGAAGACGAGAGCAAGGAAUAUUUUCACCAGUCAGAUGUGCAAAGAUCAGAUUUGUCUAGUAAGAAGAGGAUAGUGAAGAAAUGGGAGGAGAGUCAGUACAAUCCAGUAGCUCAGGUAAGCAAAGGAGCUAUCAAGGAAACCUAUAGGGAUCAGAACUUAAAGGAAGCAAAGUUGAUGUCAUUGAAUUCUGAAGAACUGUUUUCUAUGACGAGCUCCAAACCACCGAAAGCUCAACAUGCUGAUCAGGUUUUGUUUUAUGAUGGGGGGCGUACGAACAGCGAGUUAGUUGAGGAUAACACACACUUUAGUGGCAAAACAGGUCUCCCUGAGCAAGAAAAUAGUCUUUCUGAUAAGGCUUUAGACUUGGGCAAACCUGCUAGUGAUGUGGCCUAUAUUCAGACUUCAGCUGUAACUUCAAGUUCUUCAAAGGCUUCAGUCUCACAAAAAAAGAAGCAGACCACUCAAGCUAUGAAGACAUCGUCAAUUGAGUCUCUUUCUUUGUCACCACAGAGAAACUCUAACAUUGACAAUGUCUCUGCCUCUCAUAGUAGAGUUUCAGGUAAGGAUGGAUCUCUGAAUGCUAACUCAAGCACUGUGCCGGCCAUGGCAAAACAACUAAAUACUCAAGUUGGUGUAGCAGUCAAUGAUCAAUGGUCUAGUGAACCUAUUUUGGUUGGUUCUUCCCGAAGAAAAUCUGAUAGAGAUAAUGGACAGGUUCAGUUAACUCAAGGUCAUGCCUCUGAUGGUAUUCAUCCUGAAAGGGGUUUGAAUGAGGACCUGCAGCCUGAAUCUGGGAGAAAGGAUUCCAAUAUAAAAAACUCCCAUAUUCCUAAAAGUUCUAACCAUUUGCAUUCUGGUGAAAAAAAUAACUAUAAUACAGAUGGCUCUCCUAUGCAACCAGGAAAGCAUCUUGUUGAUCCAAAGACACCAGUCUUGGAUAAAGGUGAUUCAAGUAUGCAUGAAAAUAAGAAAAGUGCAAAUUCUCUUCAAGAUAGAAAUGGAUCAACUCAUUGCCCACCAGAUGGAAAUCCUCUGCUCGGUUUACCAUCUGGAAAAGAGAAAUCAUAUCUCAAAAACAACAGGCAAGAUUCACAGAAGCCUAAACCCCAGAUCUCACCUCUGAAAGAAAGCAAAUUGGAUUCCCAUUCCACUCCAUUAAAACCUAAUGGGUCAAAAUUGACUCCACAAUCAAGACAAUACAAUGCUGAAAAUGGAGGGCGACAUGGCACUGCAAAACAAGCAAUUCGUAGUCCUGCUGAUACUUUUAGUCCAGCUAGGAAGGACAAUACUUCAACUGCGUAUGCUCUCAAAGAAGCCCGUGAUUUAAAGCAUAAGGCUAAUCGUUUGAAGGAAGAAGGAAAAGAGCUUGAAAGUACAAGACUCUACUUUGACUCCGCCUUAAAAUUUUUGCAUGUUGCAUCACUUUUGGAACCUCCUAGCUUUGAUGGUUUGAAACAAGGCGAUGCAGCCCAGAGCAUGUAUUCAGAUACUGCAAAACUUUGCAACUUUGUUGGUCACGCGUAUGAAAAAUGCAAGAAGAUGGCUGCUGCUGCUUUAGCAUACAAGUGUGUUGAAGUUGCUUAUCUGAAGGCUGCAUACUGCAAGCACCCAACUGCAAGCAAGGAUAGACAAGUGUUACAGGCAGUUGUACAGACUGCUCCAGGUGAAUCACCAUCAUCUUCAGCCUCAGACAUUGAUAAUUUAAAUAACAAUGGAUUAUCCAAGGGCCCUUCAAGCAAGGAUGCCAAUUCACCACAAGUGGUUGGAAAUCAUUUGUUGCUGGCCACUCGAAAUCAACCACACUUGAUGCGGUUACUAGCUUAUGAGAGCUGCAUUUCAUUAAAUAAGAAGGUGAACCCCAAAAUGGGGCGGUACAAAAGUGGGGUGGCAUUUUACGGCGGCCAACGCCUUACAUAGACAAACUUAUCCAUAAGACUGGGAAACAACUCAGCCCUCAGCCCUAGGGGCUCCAGCAAGGCGCCAGUUAGUGGCAUCUUCGCUAAUCUCCCGCACCACUUUAGAGAUAUCUGCAGCCCCUUCAUCGAACACACAGUAAUUCCACCUGCUUCAUAGACAAAUGAUGUCAAUAGUGCCUUUGAGGCUACUCGGAAGUCUCACAUGGCAAUUGCUUCUGCUUCUGGCAAUCACGAAAAUGGAGUUGAUGGUCUUUCUUCAGUAAAAACAGUGCUGGAUUUUAACUUCCGAAGUGUGAAUGAUCUACUAAGGUUUGUGCGGAUUUCAAUGGAGUCUAUCAGCUGCUGAUGUGUGCAGAAUCUGAGAAAGUGCCAUCUGAUGGAAGUUCCUGUUGGAUGUUUAAUCUAAUUAACUUUGUUUUUGAUGAAGUAGCAUGAAGCUGAAUAUAAUCCAACAGUGCAAAAGCAUAGGUCUUUCAUUUGAGCUUGCUGGUCAACUUGUACAGAGAGUGAUCAUAUUUCUUCUUUUUUUACGUUGAUUACACCCAAUUAGUAUAUAUAGUUGCAUACCCACUUGGAUGAUUUAGUUAGUGAGGAACACAAGUGAAGAUGAGCUUUGCACUGUUCAAUGCUUCUGCUUGGAAGAAGGAUGCUCUUGUGGCCGCAGUUCGUUGUUAUCUGGAAAGUGGCUUGCUACUGAGCAUUCUCUUACUACAUGAUGUAAAUUGUGAAUCUCCAUCAAGGCUGGCUUAUGGCUGAAGAGUCAGUAUCAUAGUUUCCUUUGAUGGGAGAGGACAGCAAAGCCAGCUAAUCUCGCUAUCCAAGAAAUCGGCUAGUAGUUUUUUCCCUUUUGAACCUUGUCACGAUGCCUUGUCUUCUGGAUAAAGUUCACGCAGGUUUCAAAUAAGAAAUCACAUGGACUAUCAGACUUGUAUGGAAUAUGGAUGCUGUACAAAGAUUUCUAAUGUACAUUAGUCUAACUUUUUUUUUCGUGAUCCCCGAAAUGCCGACUAUCACCAGCGCAUGUACAUGUAUAUAUACAUACAAUAAAGGUUGGGGCAUUUUUACCACGUGCUGGUCUCUAUGUAUGACGCCUUUGGUUCCGUCCAACUUUUAGUCUUUCACAUUUUUGAAAUUUUGUGACAUUCUAGUUUUUUGUUAGGAUAGCGUCUAGUACUGGGAAUUUGUUGCAGAAUGCAAAAUAAAUUCCGUGCUGUA
This is a messenger RNA of Zea mays, 6275 nucleotides long. RefSeq lists its product as uncharacterized. Gene Ontology annotation, molecular function: zinc ion binding. The record is from RefSeq and is a predicted model, not a curated record. The coding region runs from base 451 to 5061 and encodes 1536 amino acids. The transcript has 14 exons. Lineage: Eukaryota; Viridiplantae; Streptophyta; Magnoliopsida; Poales; Poaceae.